AGUGUGCCAAAUGUGAUCUUCGAUCAUCCUACUGUAAGAUUUGGGAAGAUGGUGCGAAGAGUUGCGCAUGUCGUGAAGGUUUCGUGCAGUUACCAAAUGGGACAUGCCAGAGUAAUUUCUGGGCUUCCACUCGCUAAGGCAAGCGACGACCCGUCCGAGGAGCCGUUUUGCGUCUUAGGGCAAGCAGAAAAGGCGGCAACAAGGAUCCUAACUGAGCUGCUGUCCAAAUAUGAUCGUAAUCUGGUGCCAAAGAUGAAAGGGGUUGAUGUGGACGUCGAACUGUUGAUCCAACGAGUCUCGGAAAUUUCGGAAAUUCAGUCGGCGUCCACAAUGCAUAUCCUGUUCAGUCAAAUUUGGCACGAUCCUGGCUUAUCAUUUGAGCACGAAGAAGGUGCCCACUGCCUUACUAACCUCUCCCUUUCUCAUCGAAUGGUUGACAAUAUAUGGUUGCCUAAUGUCUGUAUAGUAAACAGUAAGGGCUUUUGA
Strongylus vulgaris is the source of this 486-nucleotide messenger RNA. The record is from the annotation of a GenBank genome assembly. NCBI's taxonomy places the organism in Eukaryota, Metazoa, Nematoda, Chromadorea, Rhabditida, Strongylidae.